Lycium barbarum (goji berry) is the source of this 3213-nucleotide messenger RNA. Its product is annotated as probable pre-mRNA-splicing factor ATP-dependent RNA helicase DEAH4. Gene Ontology annotation, cellular component: intracellular anatomical structure. NCBI's taxonomy places the organism in Eukaryota, Viridiplantae, Streptophyta, Magnoliopsida, Solanales, Solanaceae. Gene Ontology annotation, molecular function: ATP binding; RNA binding. The record is from RefSeq and is a predicted model, not a curated record. Bases 214 to 2316 code for a protein of 700 amino acids. The transcript has 16 exons.
UUUAACUGAAACCAGCCGUGUCUAAAUGAACUGUGAAGUAUAUUAAGCUAAAACAAAAGUUCAAAUUUUGGUUUACGCUUAAAAGACCUUUUGGAGCAAUUCAUUUCCCAACUAGCAAUUAUAGAGGUGGAAGAGUAACAAAGGCAAAGUCCAACACAAAUAAAGAGGUGGGGAAUUGGAGUGUAAAGGAAGGGUUAGAAAGCAGGAAAUGAAAUGGGGGAUUUACCAAUAGUACGAUUUGAGGAGAAAAUCAUAGAAACAGUUGAAGAAAACCCAGUAGUGGUAGUUAUUGGUGAGACUGGUUCUGGUAAAAGUACACAACUUCCUCAAAUACUCUAUAGAAGAGGUUAUGCUAAAUCUGGAAUCAUUGCUGUUACUCAGCCUCGCCGUGUUGCUGCUGUUUCUGUUUCUAGACGAGUUGCACAGGAGCAAAAUGUUCAAAUUGGAGAGGAAGUUGGUUAUGCUAUAAGAUUUGAAGAUAGAACUUCGGAGAAAACACGUAUCAAAUAUCUUACGGAUGGAGUGCUCCUCCGCGAGAGUCUUUUCAAUCCGGAGCUGAAUCAGUAUUCCGUCAUCAUAUUGGAUGAAGCACAUGAGAGGAGUUUGAACACGGAUAUAUUGCUAGGUCUAAUGAAAAGAUUAAUCAAAUGGCGUCACUCAAACUUGAAAGUUUUGAUCACAUCAGCAACUCUUGACGGUGGAAAGGUAUCUAGGUUCUUCUCUGAUUGCCCCGUCCUUACUGUACCUGGAGAGUUGUUUCCCGUGGAAAUAGUACACAUCUCAGAGCGUCCUAAAAACUAUGUCGAGGCUUCUUUAAAAAAGGCUAUUGAUAUUCAUGUACGGGAGCCAGAAGGGGACAUUUUAAUUUUUAUGACUGGGCAGGAUGACAUAGAGAAGUUGGUACUGAAGUUGGAGGAAAGAGUUCAAAGCUUAGAAGAAGGUUCUUGUAUGGAUGCCCUAAUCCUUCCUCUUCAUGGAUCCUUGCCACCUGAGAUGCAGGUGCGUGUUUUCAGUCCUCCACCUCCAAAUUGUAGGCGGUUUAUUGUUUCUACAAAUAUUGCUGAAACUUCCUUGACUGUUGACGGUGUCGUGUAUGUUAUCGACUCGGGGUAUGUGAAGCAACGGCAAUAUAACCCAUCGACUGGCAUGUACUCUUUAGAGGUUGUUCAGAUUAGCAAGGUGCAGGCAAAGCAGCGGGCAGGACGUGCUGGAAGAACACGUCCUGGAAAGUGUUAUCGUUUAUAUCCCUCUAUGGUUUACCAUGAUGACUUUUUGGAUGUGACGGUUCCUGAAAUACAAAGGUCUUCACUGGCUGGAACUGUACUUUAUUUGAAGUCCUUAGAUCUUGCCGAUAUGGAUAUUCUCAAAUUUGAUUUUCUCGACUCUCCUUCCGUCGAGUCUCUUGAGGAUGCCUUGAAGCAAUUAUAUUUAGUCGAUGCAAUUGAUGAAAAUGGUUCAAUCACAAGUCUUGGACGAAAGAUGGCUGAGCUUCCAUUGGAACCUUCUCUUUCGAGGACCUUAUUAGAGGCAAAUGAGUUGGAUUGCUUGUCCCAAGCAUUGACUGUUGUUUCCAUGUUGUCUGCUGAGACCACAUUGCUUCCUGCCCCAAGUAAGAGCUCUGAUAAGAAGAGGAAGCACACUCCUUCGAACCUUCCUGAUGGUUUUGGCUUGGGUGAUCACAUCCAGCUACUCCAAAUUUAUGAGCAAUGGUACCAGACUGACUACAACAUAGACUGGUGUAAAGAGAACAACUUACAGGUCCGCGGGAUGGUGUUUGUGAGAUCUGUCAGGAAACAGUUAUCUCAAAUAAUGCAAAAAAUUUCUGAAGGCUCAUUAGAUGUCCAAACAAGCAAAACACGGAGAGACGGCCAACAGGAGUACAGAAAUUUGAGGAAAGCACUGUGCAUUGGCUAUGCAAAUCAGCUUGCUGAACGGAUGAUUCGACAUAAUGGGUAUCGGCCUCUUGGUUUCAAGUCUGAACUCGUACAGGUCCAUCCAUCUUCUGUGCUAAAAUCAGAUGAGGAUGGGAUGCUUCCAAACUACGUCGUCUAUCAUGAAUUGAUAGUUACUUCACGCCCAUUUAUGCGUAAUGUAUGUGCAGUUGAGAUGCGAUGGGUUGCGCCAAUCUUAGCGAAGCUUGAGAAACUAAAUGUCUUUAAACUGAGUGGGGGAUCUAACCAGCCUGAUAAGGAAAUUCAAGAAGCAACUUCAACUGUGGAAAAGAAAGAAAUUGCUGCAGUUCAGUCACCUGAAGACCGUGACAGCAAGAUACAAGCUGCUCGGGAAAGAUUUCUAGCUCGGAAAGGUCAGAAGUAGCAUUACAGUGGUUGUUCGACAGAUUGAUCGGUUAUCUGCAGGGACUGUCUUUGCCUCAAAAUUGCUUGCUGCUACGCUGGAAUAGUACUAGUGUAACCCUUUCUUAAGCUUUAUGAUGAGAGGGUGCAAUUCUCCCAUUUGAUGCAGAAAUCUAGCCCAUCUGAUUCAUGAGUGGCACCAAACAUGUAUUAAGAGUGCUCAGAUGGAUUAUAUACCUUUCUCGGCCUUUUGAGUAAGAUCAAGUUUAGUGUCUGUUCCUGAUCAGUUUAAUAUCUGAUAUGUGGGCUAUCGGUCCACGUGAUAUGAAGAAGAACGGUGAGUUGGAUUCUUGAUCUCAACUUCUACAAGAAGAGGGAGCAGCAGUUGAUGUUUUCAAAGUGGCAGAGCCCUCUACUAAGAAACAAUAAAAUUGGUGAGGAAACAAACAAGUUAUAACCUGUGUUGUGGUUGAGUGAGUAAUUGAUGAACACUUAUAUGGAUGAAAGACUCCUCCUCAACCAUCAAGAAUGGCAAAGUUCACUAUGCCCAUGACUGUAUUUGUGCAACUAACACCCAAUAUAUAACGUCAGAGGUAUGUGACAGUAGGACGUUUUCAAAAUUCUCAAUUGACUCAUAAAUUUUGAAACUAGUGCCUUUUUUUGCGACCGAGGAAUUUUCAAGGGUCAGCUGGCGCAUGGUUUGAGAUAGUGUAUAAUGAGUUUGCCUUUUACUCUUCUCCAUUUAAAUACUACUACUAGGUUUUGAUUUGCAGUUCUGUUUGAUCUCCUAACACGUGUUUAACCCUUACAUCGUGUGCGUUUUUACCACUAAACUAAAUCUGUAAGAGCCAGAAGCUGUUACGAUCUGUCUCAAAGGUUUCUUUUCUUUUGGAUGACAUAAUUAUAUCUCGUCUGUUUA